This is a messenger RNA of Cephus cinctus (wheat stem sawfly), 3230 nucleotides long. Its product is annotated as radial spoke head 10 homolog B. The coding region runs from base 59 to 2632 and encodes 857 amino acids. NCBI's taxonomy places the organism in Eukaryota, Metazoa, Arthropoda, Insecta, Hymenoptera, Cephidae. The record is from RefSeq and is a predicted model, not a curated record. The transcript has 14 exons.
CCUCGCGAAAAAAAUCAGCCUCAUUACUUUGACCGACUUCGAAGGAAAUGAAAAAACUAUGAAAAAGUUUAAGGACAGUUUGUUGUCAAUCGACGAAGAAUCUGAUAAGGAAGAUAAUGAACAUUUUGACGAUGAUUUUAUGGAUAACGAAUCGGUGUACACAGAAAUUCUGGCUGAAACACGCCGAGCGUAUAAAACACAGGAUGAAUUUACUUAUACAAUUUUCGAUCAAAUCUGCAAAUAUUUUACGAAAGAUUGGUCGUCUACAGCACGAAAGACUGUGAUUCCAAGAAACCCAUUCGUAUCAACGCAAAAAUUUGGCAACUCCAGGCAAAGACUGUCCAAUAACAGUUCCAAUCAAUUAUACGAAACGGCAGAAAAGCCUCCUUGGGCGUUAAUAUUACCAGACGAAUCCGUCGAUAUUUGCUUUCGAAAUAAAAAUCGUUAUAGAGGUCGACUAAGUCGAAAAAUGAUGGAAGGAAACGGUGUUUACCAAUGGCAGCAUGGAACGGGCUAUAAAGGAACCUUUGAGGAAAACAACAUUCGAGGCAAAGGUUACUUAGAAUGGAAAAAUGACGCCUGGUACGAAGGUGAAUUUUACAACGGUUAUCGGCAUGGCAGAGGUACAAUGGUAUAUCGAGAUUAUCAUAUAUUGUACAUAGGCCAAUGGUACAUGGGACAGAAGCAUGAAAAUGGGUACUGUCGUUACGGCGAAGAUAAUUCUUACGAAGGCGAAUGGAACAUGGGAAGAAAGCAUGGCGUAGGAUUACGUAUUUAUCCAAGUGGUGCUAAAUACAUUGGUUUAUGGAAAAACGAUUGUCGCGAUGGUCUUGGUACAAUGACUUGGCCUAAUGGUGACAUCUAUCGUGGGGAAUGGAAGGCUGGAGCUAUGCACGGCCAUGGACAAUAUACGUGGAAUGGAUUCUUUAAUAAAACUCUAUCUUGGCCACAGGAAGCCAGUUACAUAGGUCAUUGGAUAGAUGGCAAACGUGAUGGGAAAGGACUGCUGCAAUUAAAUUCAGUUGGCGGAGCAAGAUUUUCUGGAGAAUGGAAGAAUGAUUUGAAAGACGGUGACGGCAUAAUAAUUGGCAAUAACGGUGAGUUAACUGAAGGCAAUCCACUUUUUGAAAAUAAUAUACUGGUUGGCUCUAUCCCGGAAAGUCAAACAUACUUACUCAACGAAGAAAAUGUUGAAACCGCUCAAAAUUUCGAAGACAAGGAACUAAACGUUACCGAAUUCGAGCCGCUACCGAAAAUAUACCGAACUCCAAGAACAACAACGGCUAUGAAACCAGAACAGUGGCCGUCCAUUUGGUUUCAUCUCUAUCAGCUGUUGGAUCCAACUGGAAUGGAAUCGCGUUCUGAUACAUCUAUAAUAUCUGGAAAGUGUUACGAUUGUAAUAACACCUCCUGCACGUGUUUGAGAACUAGUAGCAGUACCAAAGUAUCAUCCACACAUGCUGCUUCCCCGAUACUAGUUAUUAAUUCUUCUACCCAUAAGACUGCUGGAAACGAAAGUAUUGACAACGCCGUGGUAAACGACAGUAUACCGAAAAUUGAAACAAAAUCGGAUAUUUUGGAUUUGUCUGAUUAUUAUUUUGAAGGAAUUUGGGUUUACAAUUGCUUCACACAGUAUGUUACACAACUCCGUGUAAUUUACAAAAGAUAUUCUGAAAUAUUUUGUGAUAAUACAUCAAAAUCUUCAUUAUCUAUGACACGAUUGUGUCUUUGGCAAUUUUGGCGUGAUUGCGGUAUUCACAAUAAGGGCAUGAGUCUCGUUGAAAUCGAUGAACAUCUUGCCCUUAAUAAGUCCAUAUUGAUCCAUGAGACAUAUUAUCCAUUUGAGAGAAUUGAAUUCUGGCAGUUUCUUCAUGCGUUAUUGGAAGUGUCUUGGCAUUUGUAUACAAAACCAGGAAACAUCGAAUCGAGAAAUACGCAAGGAAGAGUCGCUAGUGGCUUUAAGAAAUUUUUGAAAAAUGAUAUUCUACCAAAUAUGGAAAAACGUACAGCAGGAACAUUAAGCAACAUUAACAAAGAUCUAUUACCGCUAUUCUCUGUAUAUCAGCUUUAUCAAGACGUUGGUGAACCCCAUACAGCACAGGAUUUACUUUGUGUCACCUGCAUAAUGAAAGGUUUGCCAGAUCCAAAGCCAUAUCCAUUGUGGUCGUCUUUGUCAGAUGACUUAACUCCAGAACAGUUUUUGGAUGGCUUCAAUGCAAUAACGAUUGGCGAAAGAAUAAGUUACAUUCCCAAGAAACAACCUUUUAACAAACCUACAAUGAUAACAAAUCAACCGAAGGAAGCCACGGAUAAAUUAUCUAAUACAUUGUACGCAUUUCGUAAAUUGGGCGCGAAGAAAAUGACACAAAUUUUGGCUGACGUUUGUCCUGCAAUAAAGGACAAGGAUACAGGGAUGAUCAUAAAUAUGGAAUACAAGAUCACCUUUCUAGAAUUUUAUGAAAUAAUUAUUCAAGCCGCCAUGGCAGUUUUGCGCGAAAAGAAAAAAGCAGCAGAAAGAGCAGCCGCGGCUGCAAUUGCAGCCGAAAUGCGUUUACAGGAACCGGAAGAAGCAGUACACUCCUUUGUACAAAUUUACUCAUCAAAACGUGUAAAGACUAAAAAAAAGUCGUAAUCCUUAAUUAUCAAAAUACGCAUUGUUUGUCACAAUAUCAAUGUAAUAUAUGGGAACGCAAAAUCGCUGGUAUAAUUUUAACCCUUAAUUACACAGGUCUGGCCUUAGAAACAUACUUUACAAGACUAGAUCUGUGAGACCUGAAUCUGUGGAUCUGGCUUGUGAGGCCAUUACAACGAAUAGAAUAGCUCAAAAGUAGAGCUUUGCGUCAUUUUCCUCUUAGUUAAAACAAAUUUAAUGACCAAUUAUCAAGUAAUAAUUAUCUAGUAGGAUUUUUUUUUAAUUCGUUAAAAAUUUACACACAGACCAAUUCGGCAGAAGGGCUAAACAAAAAAUUGAUGAGGUCUUUGAGAUCACACGUGUGUAGUUAAGGGUUAAGCAAGAUUAGUAAAAUUCUUUUGUUCUUAUUUUUGAUUGUUUCCAGAAUGUUGGAACAGAUUUCUAUAAUGGUUUAAGUAAUUUAUUUGUAAGUACAAUAAUAUAUACGUAUAUAUAUAUAUAUUCAAUCUACAAGAUUUAAGUACUAGAAUAUAAUAUAUAUUCGCAAGUAUGUCAAUUCUAUAGAAUAUAUAGAUACUAUAAAGUCAAUCCAGAAUUA